This is a messenger RNA of Lampris incognitus (smalleye Pacific opah), 1217 nucleotides long. RefSeq lists its product as uncharacterized. The coding region runs from base 37 to 1044 and encodes 335 amino acids. The record is from RefSeq and is a predicted model, not a curated record. The transcript is spliced from 5 exons. NCBI's taxonomy places the organism in Eukaryota, Metazoa, Chordata, Actinopteri, Lampriformes, Lampridae.
CAAAGACAACACACAUAGCUAUCCAACUGUAAGAACAUGACCCCUUCAUGCCCUGAGCUCACCAAUUGCCCCAAGAAAUGCUGUGAUUCAUCAUCACAUAACUCUUUAUGGGCCGCUUACCUCAGCGCUGACUCUGAUGGUGUGGAAAAUGGCUGCCGGUCUUCACAUUUGGGCCAAGCUUCCAUUGUGGAAACCUGUUAUCCAAAUCAGAGCUCACAGGUGGCUCCACAACAAGGGCACUCCCAACCUGGGUUGCUCACCCCACUGACAAAACGCUCAGGAAACCAUCGUGACCAGAGAGCUGUGGAGAACACAGGACUCUUUGAUGGAACCUGUGGAGGGAACAACCGACACACAGGAAGCAAGAAGCCUCUCUUUAUUUCAUUUCAACCAUCGCCUCAGUCCCAGAGCUGUGAGAUCCAUCAACACAAACUGGCCCCUGUUGAAACUCAAGAUGCUGGGAUACAGACGACCGUCGUCCCAGCACGUGAAACAUCUGACACCUCGACGCAGUACAGUCCAGUGCAAGAAGCAGCUAAGCCAAUUGAGUUUUUGUUCAGGGCGCCUGUUGAUAUUUCUAUACAGAAUUCAGCCACAAGGGGACAGGCUGGUUGCAGAAAUGAGAGGGAAGAGCAAACGACACCGAGAGCUCUGUUAGAUGACCAUAGAAAAGAAACGGAGCACACACCCAGAAGCAAAUCGAGCAAGGAACCCAAGGCUUGGCAUCUGCCAGUCACCAGCUUUGUCAAACAAUAUCCAACUCACAACACCGAAAGCAGAAUUACUACAUGGAGACCCAAAGGCCUCUCUACAGGUGCUCAGUCCAAGACUAUUGAUACAGAAAUGAGUGAGCAGGAUUGCGGGGGUGCAGAUGAGAGAGGGAUGACAGACCUUGUUGAAAAGGGCUCUCCUAUGAAAAGCCUCCCAGAAGAGAGGGAUGAGGCCGCAUCAGCCAGAAAAGUUAGCAGGCUGUCAGAGGAGACUGAAACACUCCAGGAAAUAGCCGACAUUCUGCUCAUGCUGAAGCAGAGAAAAAAAGAGUGAUUAUGAAGUGACGAAGAGGAGGAUGCUGCGGGGAAACAAGUGGCUGUUCUGUGCAUAUACGUAAUACAUUUGACAUUUUGUUUUCAGUCUGUAGAAGUGGUGUGUUUCACUGCAAAUGCGUUUAUGCCAACAAAUUUAAGUUGUUAUUUGUCCAAAUUAGAGUCAAGGUUCAU